AUGGCUUCAACAUCAGCUCCAAUUCCUUGGUGCGGAUUCGAUGAGUUCCACGUCAAGCUUAUCGAGUUUUUCCGUCAGCGUGCUAUGCAAACUCUAGUUCCGUUGAAACUCCGCAAAUUGUGUACAGAUUUCCAGAAAGAGAACCAGAUAAAUUUGGGAAUUGCUCAGCUUCUCCAUCGUGCUAGACUAGUCAAAGAUCGGAUCCAUGAAUUGAAGGAGCUCGAUAUGGAGACUAGGAUCAGAAUGAUGUUCGCAUUGAGCGUUCCUGUCGACCUAUACUUUGCAGCUGAGAUUCGUGAACAAAAAAAUGUGACUCUCGAAUUUGAUAACCGCAAUCGGAUUGCUAAAUAUACGAACGGAGGAGGAAUCAACUUGACCGGCGUACAUACCGGAGUUGGCUUCCGAGCAGUUUCGGACAAAGAUCACACGAUCCAAAACCAAAUGAUGGAGUAUUUAGCAGAAAGAUCAAUGAAAGUCAACGUUCCUCUUCCAACUAAGACCUUCCUCGAUGACUUCAAAAAGCACUUUUUCGAAAAGGACUCACUGGCCCGUCUGUGGAGGAGAUACGAUGCUGUCAAGUCGAGCAUUUCUACCACGACUAAAUACGACUUGAAUAUGCGGAUAAAAAUGAUGUUCGUCUCUGGAGCCAAACUCCCGGAGCGUCUUCUUAGAGAGCUCCAAAACCAUGCAACUAUCCGUGUGGAUGGAAAGAACCGGAUCAUUGAAUACACACCUCAUGGCGGAACAUUUUCACUGAAAGGCGAUCAUAUGAAUUAUGGAAGAAGAAAGUCAGUGCAGGAGGAAGUGGACAAUACAGAAGUUGAGGAUGAUGCGCCGGAAGAAGAAGAGUUUCAGGAAUUUGAGAACAGCAACAUGGUUGUUCCAAAAAGAGAAGAAAGUGAGGAGAGAAAAUGCCGGAAGAGAAAUGCCGUCGAAGAGGUUCCAGGUGUCAGCUCAAUUAAAAGGGAGUGCAAUGAAGAACAGAACUCGGCGAAGCAUCUGGACCAGACACUCCCACAGACUUCAUCCGCAGCUGGAAUUGAAUCAAGAUCAUCCGAACCACUAGACGUCAUCAAUUGUAGAAACGUUUUGAUAGCAAUUCAAAACCUAAUAUACUCUUUGGAUUCUCCUCCAUUCCUCGACGAAGUCUUGCUGAAAAUUGAGGAAACUCUAAUGACCGGAGGUGAAGAGAAGAUUCCAACAGAGGCGCUGAAAUUGGUUCUAAUCUCAAGUCUGGGAAUCGGGAGUUGCUUUGCUGUGGAUAACAAUACGAUGGAAGAUUCAAAGAACUACCGGGAGUUUCUCCUACUGUACCGUUGCACUGUGUACAAUCUCAACAAAAUGGAGCAGCUUGAAGAAAUUCAGCGCAAAAUCAGGGAAUGCAUGGAGAAUGCUGCGAAUAAGAGACUUCCAGCAAAGGGGAUUCGCAAGAUGAUUGAGAACGUUCUGGCUGUGGUUAAUUGA
Molecule: messenger RNA, 1464 nt
Organism: Caenorhabditis briggsae
Lineage: Eukaryota; Metazoa; Nematoda; Chromadorea; Rhabditida; Rhabditidae
Exons: 9
Coding region: 1-1464 (487 amino acids)
Source: RefSeq, a predicted model, not a curated record